Molecule: messenger RNA, 4285 nt
Organism: Prorocentrum cordatum
Lineage: Eukaryota; Dinophyceae; Prorocentrales; Prorocentraceae
Source: the annotation of a GenBank genome assembly
AUGCCUGGUGCCUGGGUUAUCUCCCUGGAGUUCCUGGCGUCGCAGCUGCCAACUACACUGGACAUUUUUCUGCCUGCAAAGAUCAUGUUGGCGAAAUACGACGUGGUGCUGGAGGAGUGGCUGUACUCGUACCCAAUAUCACACGUGCUGAGCGGGAUCAGCUACGCCAAGAUGAAUCCCAUCAUCACGCCAAAGACCCUGAUUGACGGUCGCAUCCAGUUGAUCACGAUCGUCCACUCCUCUGCUGAUCGCGAGAUCCGCAUCAUGAAUGUGCACAACUAUGACCUUGAUAGCGACCAGAAGCGACAACUUCGCCAGGAAUGGGAGAUCCACUCGGCUUGGGCACUUUCGGACCCCCUACGAUACACCUUCAUCGCGAUGGGUGACUUCAACUUCUCGGAUGUCCCUGCCCAGUCGUACCUGGUGCCGCAGGGGCCCCAACGACGCCAAACUCAAGAUGGACGUUAUCAGCAGAACCAGAACUUCUGGCGCCAGCUUGUGCGCACGAACGUGGUCGAGAUCAGCUCAGAGAUCCCCACCUUUUUCUCCCAGCAGUACCAGACGGGCACCACUAUAGACAGAGUGUUCAUCGCGAUGCCGCCCGCGUUCCUCACGUGCCUGCACUGCGAGCUCAACGUCACACAAGACUCAGCGGCGCUCUCGGACAGAAAGCUCAGUGAUCACGCCAUGCUCAAGCUCACGAUUGAAAAUCGCAAAGCACCUGAGCGUAGUCAACGACCCAUCCCAGACUUCAUCUUCCGCUCCAAACAGUACAAGAAGCUACUGAAGAAGAUGCUGAAUGAAGCCGAGCUCGACACGAUGACCGACCUGCGGCGCUUCGAUGUCACAAAGCAGAUCAUGCUGAUGGCGGCUGAGCUCGCGCGCAACGAGUUGCAGCAGCUCCCGCUGGGCACAGGCGACGUGAACGCGCUGGAGAGUAGCAUCUGGCCGCUGCUCGUGCUGCCCGUGCUCAGGAUCAACCCUCACUGGAGGAACAAUGCCGCAUUCAACGUGCGCUGCAGCGCCGCGCCGCGCUGUGGAUACCUCGCGGCCAUUCAGGGCAUGUACAACAAUGCGCUCGCAUUCACCCGCAUCCGUGACGAGCUUGAGCCGCGAUGCAUCCAUAAGCUCCUCAAGCUGCCUCCGAGCUCGCUCACGGGACCAGAUUUGUGGUCUCUCCGCGCAUGGGCACCUGGAGCGGCGCCUCAGUCGAUCGCAGCGUACGCGGCCGCGGUGAGCUGGCGUACGGCCCGCAGCACCAUCCCAUCAUAUCACACCUGGAGGACGGAGCUCGAGGAGGCCUCCUGGCAGGGAAACACACUCACCCGCCACGUCCGAGACCUCUGGAGCCCGCCGUUCUGGCGCGACCAGCGCGCUGUAGUUCAAUUCCUGCACGAGCGCGUGCACUCAAUCGCGCUCCCGAAGGUCCCCUCCGCCCCUCAACGUGUUGCCGCUGCCGAGGCUGAGCAAGCAGCCGCAAUUGCUGAGACGCUGCAAAAGCGCCCGAAGCUGCAGGGGGUGUACACUCGUUCCCUCACCCGUGAAUUGUACCCCGAUCGCCUGCACCUGACGCUGCAGAAGCGCGUGCAGGCGAUCGCGCCGGGCUGCGGCCCGUUGGUUCUGCCAAGGGCCCCGAUGGGAAGAUCGAGCUUCCUUGGCGCCCGCGUGCCACUGAAGGCGCGCCUGCCGGCCCCCGACGUGGGUCUAACCUCAGGCGAGCACAUUGCCGCGCAGAUUUCUGCGCUUCCCUUCCUUUGUUGCUACGAGCGCGACAGGCAGCAGAGCUACUGGGAGCGCAUCAUUCGUCGCAGAGAGGUUUGGUGGAUUCCAUGGGCUCGCGAGAUGGGUCCCGAGGAGCCGCGGCACGAGCUGCAGGAACAUCGGGCGCACCCCGCUAUACUUUAUGGCGUCCUAGUGAACAUGCAGCGGCGCCGUGGCGAACGUCAGCCACGCCAGCAGCGCAUGGAGACCCCGCUGCUGCAGCAGGACGAGAGCAGAAUCGAGGCCGAGGUGCCCGUGUUCGACAAGUCAGUUUCGAAGGCGAUCGACGUGUGCCUACUGUCAGUGCCCUGGAGCUGCAGCAGCUCAUCGGUUUCUUGGAGAAAGCAGGAGAUGUGGAAGGAGCUGCUAAGUAUCGAGCGCAACUCCAGUGUAUGCAAUCUGAGCAGGUGGCACCUCCAGCACAAGAGCGAGCAUCAAAGGUUCAUGCACGUAUUCAACGGUUGGAAGCCACACUCACUGAAGAGCUUGACAAGCUGGAGCGGCUGGAGAGACAAGCUGAGCAGCAGAGAAAUGUCGUUCGAGAAGUUCAUCAAGAUUUCAAUUGACAAAGUGGUCGACGGCACGGCAGCAGCGACGGACUUGUUCGACAUUGGCAGCCUGUUCAAGGACGUCAGUGACUAUGAGCUCACUCCUGAGGACUCUGCGCAGCUCGAACGUCGCAAAGUGGCGCUCAACGCUCAAGUUCAAGGCAUCACCAAAGAGUUGUUCCAGAAAGAAGCUGCGCCCAGGGGGGAGCUCUCGCAGGUAAGGUUUCACAUGCUCAUGGGAGCUGGAGGCUCCCAGGAGGAGGCCGACGCGUCUGUGGCGAUGCUGCAGGAGCUCACUCUUGAAUCCAAAGACAGGCUGCAUUGGCCCAGCGUUUCCAUUUUCAACGUUGUCGACGAUUUGGCCUUCUUCGGCUCAGCCACGUCUGACAAGCUCGGAGGUCUGGUGGGCUCUGCCACCAGGUACGUGCGCACGCAGUUGGAGAGGUCUAACUUUCCAGGCUUCGGAAGCUUCGUCCUCGUGUUCAGCGCUAUCGUGGACUUCGAAGUUAGUUCCGAGGUGCUGCUGAAGUCGUUCGUGUCGGAGCUCUGCCUGCUGCUAUGUCCCUGCCUCACGCCGCUUGUUGAGCAUUUGAAGGAGCUGCGCACGCUGGGGAAAGAUGGCGUCCUCGACUCGGGCUUCGUCUGCUUAGAUGGCUCGGCCGUCGACCCAGAGUUGCUCAGCUUCACGAGGGCAGGAUACGGUGUGGUCGCAGCCGACCUGGGGGGCAACACCGAGGGCUCACUCUACGGCCCCUUGCCGCACCCGCUGCAGAUGGCGGGCUGUGGAGAGGUCUACGCGCUGCUCGUGGCUGCGCGGGAGCUGGCGAAGGCGCUGGAGUCGAGCGCGACCGUGAGGCUGCUCGAGAUGGAGGGCAGCGGCAUCCAGGACGACGGGGCCGCGGCGCUCGCGACGGUGCUCGGGGCGAAGAGCGUGCUCAAGGUGCUGGACCUGGCGGAGAACGGCAUCGGCGACAGGGGGGCCUGCAGGCUGGCGGAGGGCCUCGAGAAGAGCGCGUGCCUGGAGCGGCUCGGCCUCGCCGCCAACCAGGUCCAGAGCAGCGGGGGGGUGAGGCUCGCGGAGGCCGUCCGGCAGAGCCGGAGCAUCCGUCAGAUUUCGCUCGCGGGCAACCAGGUGGACCACAGGGGCGCGAAAGCCUUCGCCGAGGCGCUGACAAUGAACCGCUCGCUGAAGAUCCUGAGCAUGGCCGGGAACGCCGUCUCGAACGCUGGCGCGUCCGCCUUCGCGAGGGCGCUGGCGGUGCCAGGCUCGGCGCUGGCGGAGCUGGACCUGAGCAGGAACGACAUCACCGACAAGGGGGCCGCGGACUUGGCCGACAUGUUGAAGGUGAACACCGUGCUGAAGGAGCUCCAGCUCGACGGCAACUACAUCGGGGACGAGGGCGGUUGGGCGCUCGCCGAUGCCCUGGAAGUCAACACGGGGCUCCAGGCACUGUGGCUUGUGAAGAAUCCGCUGGGGAGCCACGCAAGGGACCGCCUCUCAAAGGUCCUCCAGACGAGCACCACGAUCAAGCGGCUCGGAAUGACCGCCCACGUGCGACCAGAGCUCUUGAGGGACAUGGAGGCGACACUGCAGAAGCGCUCGCAGGCGGCAGGCGAGGCAGGGGCCGCCUCCGCGGCGGCGGUCGGCGGGCGCAAGGCCGCGCGCUGUGCGGGGGUGACGCUGGAGCAGCUGGAGGGGGAGGAGAGCCACGUCGACUUCGUGAACCUCGACGCUGCCGCCAUACGGGCGGCGCUGGUGAGGGACGUGCAGGACGACCAGCUGCUGUACCUGGACAUGGCGGAGGACCAGCCGCCGCCCUCGUCGCCGCCGGGCGGGCGCCCGCCGCUCCUGCGGCCGAGGGUGACGCCCAGCGCGCCAGCGGCUGCCAUCGUUAUUUGAGAGGGUAGGGCUCCCCCGCCUCCUCCUCCUCCUGCUCCUCCUCCUCCUCCUCCUGCUCCUCCUCCUCCUCCCCUCC